Molecule: messenger RNA, 1417 nt
Organism: Anguilla anguilla (European eel)
Lineage: Eukaryota; Metazoa; Chordata; Actinopteri; Anguilliformes; Anguillidae
Gene: gatc
Product: glutamyl-tRNA amidotransferase subunit C
Exons: 5
Coding region: 75-659 (194 amino acids)
Biological process (GO): regulation of translational fidelity; mitochondrial translation; glutaminyl-tRNAGln biosynthesis via transamidation
Cellular component (GO): mitochondrion; glutamyl-tRNA(Gln) amidotransferase complex
Molecular function (GO): glutaminyl-tRNA synthase (glutamine-hydrolyzing) activity
Source: RefSeq, a predicted model, not a curated record
CAGUAUACGCAUAGAAGCAAUACUGGCUGAAGUUACAAGAAGAAGAAGGAGAAGCGGAAGAUAUUUUAGCCACAAUGUCAAGACGCCUAUUUUGCAGUAUAUGCAGUCCUUCGGUAUAUGUGAAGCCUUCAUAUCAACGGUGUGUUUAUAAGAGUCCUAGACAGGAUAUUCUGACAUCGGCACAAAGUUUGACCGGACGCCGCUGGACACAUGGAAAGCCACUGUCUGAAGACGAAAAUGUCCACAAUUCAAAGGUUCCGCAGACACCAACGUGGGAACCUGUAUCAGAAAACCAGCUACCUCCGCCCACACGAGUGCCCUUAGACUUGGUGGACAAGCUGGAACGCCUGGCCUUGGUUGACUUCAGAAACCAGGAGGCAGUCACCCGCCUGGAGAAAGCCAUCCGAUUCGCUGACCAGCUCCAUGUUGUCAACACGGAGGGGGUUGAACCAAUGGAGUCGGUUCUCGAGGACAGAGCGCUGCACCUGAGAGAUGACCGCGUGGAGGAGGGCGACUGCGCCGAACAGCUGCUCCAGCUCUCCAAGACGACUGCAGAGGAGUACUUCGUUGCACCACCAGGUAACAUCCCACUCCCAGAGAGAGGAGAGAGAGCUACCAUGUUGAAAGACUCCAAAAUCUGGACUGAAGAAACAGUGUGAGAUUUUUUCAAUUGUGACUGGAUUUCUAAAAACUUUUUCCAGUUAGCACUGGGCCCUCAAUCACCUGCUAAUGGAAUGCUUUAGCCCUUUACCUGUGACUGGAUUUUAACAAGAAUUCUGACUCAAUAGGAGAAUCAACUGGGCGUGAGCACACUAGUCUUCAGUGACUUUUUAAAAGGAAAAAUUAAAUGCUCUUAUUCAAGCUACAUAAGUCGUUUUAAUAACUGUGCCAGUAAAACAGAAGCAGAAUCCUAGCACUUAAGGGGAGGCCCCACCCCUUUUUGCUUGCAUGAUCUGAUGUAAUUGAAACUCCUAAAACGUAGCACUGGUGCUACUUCCAGGACCGAGGCAGAGAUUCCAAUAGCACUGGCAAUGCAGGCAGUGCACUGGCAGACACUGAACCGUUUAUUUCCUUUCGACUGUGAUGCAUUUAAAUACACGGAGGGUUAACUUAACUACUGCUUGUUUACGGUGCAAGUAAUACACAAGCACGUGUGCGCACGCACACGCACGGCAGUGCCUAUCACUGCUGAGCUUAUCUUUGGGAUGGAUUGUGUUGGUGUUUGAGAAUGACUGGUGCAACAGUUCAUGUACCGAAAUAAAGAAGAACGUUAUGAUUCCAUCUUUUAAUUGAAAAAAAAUCAAAAUCUGCUUUUAUACACAGGCAUUACAAGAUACAAAGGAUGUUUGUAGAAUGGGGGUAAACUAGUUAAAAUGUUUUGCCUCAAUUUAAAACAAAUGCGGGGGAGGAGAAGGGG